Varanus komodoensis (Komodo dragon) is the source of this 3252-nucleotide messenger RNA. It is a transcript of the gene RGL1, whose product is annotated as ral guanine nucleotide dissociation stimulator like 1. NCBI's taxonomy places the organism in Eukaryota, Metazoa, Chordata, Lepidosauria, Squamata, Varanidae. The transcript has 18 exons. Bases 184 to 2478 code for a protein of 764 amino acids. Gene Ontology annotation, cellular component: plasma membrane. Gene Ontology annotation, biological process: positive regulation of GTPase activity; Ras protein signal transduction. The record is from RefSeq and is a predicted model, not a curated record. Gene Ontology annotation, molecular function: guanyl-nucleotide exchange factor activity.
CGCUGUCUCUGCGCACCAGUCACAGCUCUUUGUGGUCAUGAAUUGACUGCAGAGAGCGCAAGCCGCGGCUCGGCGUGCAUCGCAGAGGUCCGGGCGAGCGGGUCCUGCGCGGCGAGGCGAGGCGAGGCGAGGCGUUCGCAGCGCGCAGCAUGCUCCGUCGACGCACCCGGGAGAAAGCCCAGGAUGAAAUUGCUUUGGAGAGCUAAAAUGAGCUCAAUCCAGGACUGGGGCGAGGAGGUAGAAGAAGGAGCUGUUUACCAUGUCACCCUCAAGCGAGUGCAGAUCCAGCAAGCCGCGAAUAAAGGCGCAAGAUGGCUAGGGGUUGAAGGGGACCAACUCCCCGCAGGCCAUACCGUCAGUCAAUAUGAGACAUGCAAGAUCAGGACCAUCAAAGCUGGUACCCUGGAGAAACUUGUAGAGAACCUGCUGACGGCUUUUGGGGACAAUGACUUCACCUACAUUAGCAUAUUUCUGUCAACCUACAGGGGUUUUGCAUCUACAAAAGAAGUUCUUGAGCUGCUCCUUGACAGAUACGGAAACCUGGAGAUCACCAACUGUGAAGAAGACGGGAGCCAGCACGCCACCGAGAGCAAGACAGAACUCAGGAACGCCAUCGCAUCCAUCCUGAGAGCCUGGCUGGAUCAGUGCGCGGAAGAUUUCCAAGAGCCGCCUCAGUACUUUUGCUUGCAGAAACUUCUGGGUUAUCUGACACGGACCAUGCCGGGCUCGGAUCCAGAAAGGAGGGCGCAGCACCUGUUGGAACAGUUUAAGGAGGAAGAACGGAUAAAUGACAGUGGAAUUCAUGACACGCCUGCUGUUGAGGAAGAAAUGGAAGCCAGAGGCUCGGAAGAGUUCUCUUCUUUCCCUGAAGAUCUUGUGGCAGAGCAGCUAACUUACAUGGAUGCUAAACUCUUUAAAAGGGUGGUGCCACAUCACUGUCUGGGCUGCAUCUGGUCCCGGAGGGACAAGAAGGAAAACAAACAUCUGGCACCCACCAUCCGAGCCACCAUCGCGCAGUUCAAUGCAGUGACCAAAUGUGUCGUCAGAACCAUCUUGAGUGGCAAAGAGCUAAAAUCUCAGCAGCGGGCUAAGAUCAUCGAGAAGUGGAUCAAUAUUGCACACGAAUGUAGGAUUUUAAAGAAUUUUUCUUCUUUGAGGGCCAUCGUUUCGGCACUACAGUCCAACUCCAUCUAUCGGUUAAAGAAGUGUUGGGCGUCUGUUGCAAAGGACAAAAUGUUGAUAUUUGAAGAACUGUCAGAAAUUUUCUCAGAUCAGGACAACUAUUUAACAAGCCGAGAGCUGCUCAUGAGGGAAGGAACGUCUAAAUUUGCAAAUUUGGAUAGCAGCGUGAAAGAGAAUCAGAAGAGAACUCAGAGGCGGCUUCAGCUGCAGAAAGAUAUGGGCGUGAUGCAGGGGACGGUUCCCUACCUCGGUACCUUUUUGACUGACCUGACGAUGCUCGACACGGCUCUUCAGGACUACGUGGAGGGAGGGCUCAUAAACUUUGAAAAGAGGAGGCGGGAGUUUGAAGUAAUUGCUCAGAUUAAGCUCUUGCAGUCUUCCUGUAACAGCUACUGCAUGACUUCAGAAAGAAAAUUCAUCCAGUGGUUCAAGAAACAGCGACAUUUGACGGAGGAGGAGAGCUAUGCCCUUUCGUGCGAGGUUGAAGCUGCCGUCGACGCGACGACCACGUCGCCAAAGCCUCGGAAGAGCAUGGUGAAGCGGUUAAGCUUGUUGUUUCUGGGAUCUGACAUAAUUGCUAAUAGCACCCCUACCAAAGACCAGCCCAAAACCACACCGGGCGGGAGCUCCGGCGAAAGCAUGGAUUCCGUCAGCGUCUCGUCUUGCGAGUCAAACCACUCGGAGUCCGAGGACAUCUGCAUCACCCCCACCGACACUCCUGACGAGCCCCAGAAGAAACUCUCAGAGUCUUCCUCUUCGUGUUCCUCCAUCCACUCCAUGGACACUUCUUCAUCAGGGGUGUCGUCCUUCACCAAUGUGCUCUUGUCUCCUCCUCUGAUGGCGAGCAACCCCAGAAUCCACAAACGCUCCGUCUCGGUCACCUCCAUUACCUCAACGGUCUCGCCUCCUUUUCACAACCAACAGAACGAAGAUACCUGCAUCAUCCGUAUCAGCGUAGAAGACAAUAAUGGCAACAUGUAUAAGAGCAUCAUGCUGACCAGCCAAGACAAGACCCCGGCCGUCAUCCAGAGGGCAAUGUUGAAGCACAACCUGGAGUCCGACCCUGCAGAGAACUAUGAGCUAGUCCAGGUCAUCUCGGAGGACAAAGAGCUGGUGAUCCCCGACAGCGCCAACGUCUUCUACGCCAUGAACAGCCAGGUGAGCUUCGACUUCGUGCUGCGGAAGAAGAACCCCCUGGACGGGCAGGUGAAACUGAGGGGCCGCUCCAGCUUGACUCUUCCCCGGACCAGCAAGAGGGGCUGCUGGAGCAACCGGAACAGCAAAAUCACGCUUUGAGAGGGGAUGUGCCAGCACGGAAACGAUGGAGCCUCCUGCUACUCUGGGGAACCUCCCCGUUGUGCAGUCUUUGGGAACGAGCGCCUCGGGAUUCAGCUUCGGGGUCCAAAGCGCGCCUUGUCCACGCAUUAGGCAUACCUUCCGGGAGACAGCAGGCGUGGAGCGGACCUGCGUGGAAAAGCAACGGACGGGGACCUGCUUUUUGCACAGCGUCCAAGAAUCCAAGGCCACUUUCCUUCGGGAAAAGGACAGUGCGGCUUGGCUCACCCCUUCCCACAGGCUGCUCAGUCGCUCUCAAUCCCUUUCGGUGCCAGUAUUAAUUCGGAGCGUUUUCCAUUCAUUUUUUUGUAAAUGGAAGACAGCACUGCUGUUCAGAUCCAUCCGAAUCAGCAGGAUGGAGGGCGUGCCAGAUGGACCAUUGGCUGAAUGAGGACACUGAUCCGUGGAGGGACGGUGUGGAUGAGACGAUGGACUGCUCCCUGCCCACCGAUGGCUUCUUCGGAAGUAGAGGAGCUGCUGAAGUUGAGGAGGAUGACCAUUCUCCUAGAAUACCCUGCCCCCCAGGCUCUGGAGCCCGCCCAAGGAACUGGACUUCUUAUUUCGGUCUUCUGGUCCUGUGAUCCAAGCUGGAAAAAGCAUUCCCUCUUCCGGAGCAUUAAGCGGGACAGAUCCCGCAGAAUGCUCUACCCAGCCAAGCCAGGACAAAAACGCACUACUGCUUUCAAUGCCACUACAUUGUUCCUUUAUGCUUUGCAUAAAGUCUGUUUCUUUGGA